AUGGGCCAACCCCCUAAAGGAAUAUUGACUGACCAGUGUAAGGCUAUAGGGAAGGCAGUGGAAAAUGUGUUUGAAGAUGUGCCGCAUAGGCUGUGUUUAUUUCACAUUAAGCAAAACGCUGCAAGGAACUUGGGGAAGUUACCGAGAUGGAAGGAGAUAGAGGCAGAUUUGGAUCAUGUUGUUCACGAUAAUUUUAGCAUUGAAGAGUUUGAGGAUGCAUGGAAGGAUAUGGUUAUAAAGUACAAGUUACAAAAAAACACUUGGUUAAGUGACGCAUAUGCUAAUAGGCAUCGGUGGGCGCUUGGCUAUUGGCGUGGGCUCUUUUGGGAUGGCAUGUCAUCAACGCAACGUAGUGAAAGCACGAACCAUGGUGUAAAAGUGUACGUUAAUUUGAAUACUAGGCUGAUGCAAUUCAUGAAUCAAUUUAAUGCGUAUUGUGGUGGCUUAGUGGAAACGGAAAAGGACCUAAAUUACCAAACAAAGCGUAAUCCAUUUUUCUAUGACAACACUGUAUUAGCCGAGGUGGUGUUUAGCAAGGCUUACACUAAUGAGAAGUUUUUAGAGGUGAGGGACGAGGUGAUAGGGCUAAAGCACACCAAUAUAGUUAAAACAGGUAACAUAGGGUCAAUAAAUUUGUAUGAUGUAGACGAGAAGAUCCCCAAACCAGUAUGGAAAGCAACGAGGCGGACGUUUAAGGUUUCCAUUGAUAAGGAAAAAGGCGAAUUUAGUUUCAGCUGCAAGCUGUUUGAGUUUAGGGGUAUCUUGUGCCGGCAUAUGAUCAAGGUGAUUCAUACUGAAGAUAUCGAGUGCAUCCCAGAGAAGUACAUUUUGAAUCGAUGGAGGAAGGAUCUCGUUAGGGAUUAUGAGGGCAUAAAGGUGUCUUAUUACGAACCUAAGGAUUCAUCUAACGUAGCUCAGAAAGAUGAAAUUCAAAGGAGGCACAAAUACCUUUCAACGUUAGCAAUGCACAAUGAUGAGACACUCUCAAUGUAUUAUGAAGCAACUAACAAAAAACGUACUGCUCUUGAAGAUGUUAUUGGUAUUCGUAGGACUGAUGAAGUGGAUGGUUUUGAUUGGAGUCACCCAUCCAUGAAUAGAGUUUUUGGCCGGCGUAGGAUAAGGCCUAAGGAGAAUAAUUAA
Chenopodium quinoa (quinoa) is the source of this 1140-nucleotide messenger RNA. RefSeq names its product protein FAR1-RELATED SEQUENCE 5-like. Gene Ontology annotation, biological process: regulation of DNA-templated transcription. Gene Ontology annotation, molecular function: zinc ion binding. The transcript has a single exon. Bases 1 to 1140 code for a protein of 379 amino acids. The record is from RefSeq and is a predicted model, not a curated record. Lineage: Eukaryota; Viridiplantae; Streptophyta; Magnoliopsida; Caryophyllales; Amaranthaceae.